Messenger RNA from Hypoxylon fragiforme, 1532 nucleotides. Its product is annotated as Endonuclease/exonuclease/phosphatase. The coding region runs from base 584 to 1477 and encodes 297 amino acids. The transcript has a single exon. The record is from RefSeq and is a predicted model, not a curated record. Gene Ontology annotation, molecular function: 3'-5'-RNA exonuclease activity. NCBI's taxonomy places the organism in Eukaryota, Fungi, Ascomycota, Sordariomycetes, Xylariales, Hypoxylaceae.
CCUUGAAACGCGUCCAUCUUAUAUUGUAUAUAUUGUAAUUAAAUUCAUAUCACCAGAAGGAUCGUCUUAAAUUCUUACACCCCCAUAAGUAUGGACUCAAAGUACGUCACUGGGACUUAUGUACCUGGGUAGUAUCCAUCAUCACUGCUUCUGCGCCACCUGAUUACCAUCGUAUCGUAAUGUCGCCCAAUCUGGUACCCAUGGAAUCAAUUUGCGACCCGCAUAUCAAGCUAUUUUUGAGAUCUGAUGCCACCCCACGUGGGUUCUUUCAGAUCCCGCGGUAGGCUAACCGAGCUUCGAAAACUAUCCUCGACAGGAAGUUGAUAGUCAUGUGGUGUACCCCAAAUGCAAGUCCGGAAUCCGGGCCAUUUGGCUCAUGGGAUUUGCUUGAUCCUCCCGUGUCUUACUCAUGAUACCUGGAUUUGUAUAGGUAAUCGGCCGUUUAUAAAUAGUCGACUUGGCGACUAUAAAAUUACCAGGUGAGUUUCCGGGUCAUCAGAGAGUCUCUAUAAGUACCAGGUAGUAGUAUACAGAAUUGCGUGGCAUCGGAACUUACCUAACCUGCCUUCAUCGGUGUCUCAAAAUGCAGCUCACGGCCCUCUUCUCCCACUUCCUGGUCGUUGCCGGCGUAGUAAUGGCAGCGAACCUGCCCAUACGGAUCGUUACGUUUAACAUCCGCUACGCGGCGACAAACCUCGACAAGAACGAACUGCCGUGGGAGGACCGGCGCACCGGCCUGAUCAACCAGCUUUCGGGGGUGACAGCCAACGCCACAUCCGACGGCGCGGUCUCCGUGCUGGGACUACAAGAGGUCCUCGACAACCAGCUCAGCGACAUCCUAGACGGCCUAGGGUCGGACACCUGGACGCACAUCGGCUUCGGGCGCGACGACGGCGCGACAAAGGGCGAGUACAACCCCAUCAUCUACCGGCCCGACGUCCUCAGGCUCGUGCACAGCGAGAUGAAGUGGCUGUCCCCGACGCCCGACGAGCCCUCCUUCGGCUGGGACGCCGGCAGCCGCCGCGUCGUCGUCAUCGGCGUCUUCGAGCAUGCUGCUACCGGGAAGCGGUUCCUGCACGCGAACACGCACCUCGACAACGUGAGCGCGCGAGCGCGCACCGAGGGGGUAAAAGUCGUGGUCGCGCGCAUCCGCGCCGUGCUGGAGCAAUACGGGGGGCUGGGCGUCACGCUGACGGGCGACUUCAACUCCGAGCCCGGCGAGGAGGCGUAUACCACGCUAGAGGACAUGGGGUUCCUGGCCGAGCUGUGGACGUCGGGCGCGAAGAAGCUGGGCACGAAUGAGUUGACGUACACGGGGUUCUCGACGGAGGAGAAGAGUCGUAUUGAUUUUGUGUGGCUUGGGCCGGUGGGUGAGAGUAGGUAUGAGGCGGUGCAGUAUGAGAUUCUGGAUAAUGAUAUUGAUGAGGUGUUUAUUAGUGACCAUAGGGCUGUGGUUGCGGAUCUUGAGUUGCUGUAGGUAGAUGAGGUAGAAUAGCAGUAGGCCAAGCAAUUAUGAAUGAUAUAACUUAAAG